AUGGCGGCUGCACCCGAUGCCAAGCGUGCCAAGGCCCUGCCCAAGGUGAACGUGCUGAUGUGCGGGACGGGCGAGUAUACCACCGGCUAUGUUCAUGACAGCAGCUCAAAGUCGGACAAGGCCAAGGGCGUGAUCGGCCUGUGCAUGUUUGAGCUCCGCCGCCUUGGCCGGAUCGGCCGCGUCGCCUGUGUCGGCACCAACGGGACCAAGUUCCCUGGUAUUCGCGAACACUUGAAGACGCAAAUUUCCGAUGUUUACGCCGGUCUCGACGUGUCAAUGGACACGUACCCCAAUGACAACGUGCCUCGGGAUACUCUGGCUUAUCUUGCGGCCAUUGAGAGCAUGCACAAAGGCGACAUUGUGACCGUUUUUACUCCCGACGACACUCAUUUUGACAUUUGCAAAGUGGCCAUCAAGCGUGGCCUGCACGUGCUUGUUACCAAGCCGGCCGUCAUGACCGUGGAUCAUCACGAGCAGCUGCAAGAGCUAGCCCGCCGACACAACGUGCUAGUAAUGGUGGAGUUCCAUAAGCGCUGGGACCCCAUUUACACGGAUGCCCGUGGCCGCGCCCGUGAACUGGGUGACUUUAGCUACUUCUACAGCUUCAUGUCACAGCCCAAGCUUCAGCUCGAAACGUUCAAGGCCUGGGCUGGCAAGUCGUCAGACAUCAGUUACUACCUCAACUCGCAUCACAUCGAUGCGCACGCCUGGCAAAUGGAGGGCCGUGGCCAGCCCGUGCGGGUGGUGGCGAGCGCCGCGACAGGAAUUGCAUCCUCGGAACCAUUCAACUGCCCCGAGGGUGCCGAGGAUACCAUCUCCAUUAUGGCAACAUGGAAAAACGAGCCCACGGGCAACCUGGGCACGGCCAUCUACACCUCCUCGUGGGGCGCUCCAAAGGGGGAAGUGCAUUCUCAGCAACGUUUCCAUUACAUGGGACACGAGGGUGACAUUGCCGUGGACCAAGCUCACCGUGGCUAUCUUGUGACUACGGACAAGGAGGGUUACAAGAGCAUCAAUCCUCUGUACAUGGCUUACGUUCCUGGGCCUGAUGGCCAUUUCAAUGGUCACAAUGGCUAUGGCUACAAGAGCAUCGAUGCUUUCGUGGCUGCUGCUCAGGCCAUUAACAACGAGGAAAAGCGUCCUGAAGAUUUCGACGCCGUCUUGCCCACGCUGCACUCCACCAUCAUGACCACGGUCGUGCUGGAGGCGGGUCGACAGUCGCUUGAUCUUGGUCGUCCCAUCGACAUUGCCUGCAAGGAGGGUAAAUGGGUUCUUACAGCUGCUUGAGCGCUGACUUUUCCUCUCUGAACACGUUGGAUGUGCGCUGUCACAUCAAGUGGUUGUCGUUGCUGGUACAUGUUGUAGUAAUAGAGGUAUUUGUGUGCACGUCGUCAAUCUUGUGCUUCUCGGCUACAGUUGACUUGUUGAGUCC
Monosiga brevicollis MX1 is the source of this 1432-nucleotide messenger RNA. RefSeq lists its product as uncharacterized. Gene Ontology annotation, molecular function: oxidoreductase activity; nucleotide binding. The transcript has 10 exons. Lineage: Eukaryota; Choanoflagellata; Craspedida; Salpingoecidae. Gene Ontology annotation, cellular component: cytoplasm. Gene Ontology annotation, biological process: NADPH regeneration. Bases 1 to 1287 code for a protein of 428 amino acids. The record is from RefSeq and is a predicted model, not a curated record.